Molecule: messenger RNA, 1164 nt
Organism: Vigna angularis (adzuki bean)
Lineage: Eukaryota; Viridiplantae; Streptophyta; Magnoliopsida; Fabales; Fabaceae
Exons: 6
Coding region: 126-1046 (306 amino acids)
Biological process (GO): biosynthetic process
Cellular component (GO): cytoplasm
Molecular function (GO): isomerase activity
Source: RefSeq, a predicted model, not a curated record
UGACUAAAGUGACGUUGACCUGUGAAAAAAUUGAAGAUUUUACAAAGCGAGAAUCCAAAUGAAACACGUUUCAUUGUUUUGAACUUUGAUCAGUUUGAGCACUUCAGAAAUCUGUUGGCACGUCAAUGGCAAAGAAACCUGUGAAAUACACUCUGGUGGACGCGUUUACUGAGUCACUGUUCAAAGGAAACCCUGCUGCAGUGUGCCUCUUAGAAGAGGAUAGGGAUAAAGAGUGGUUUCAAGCAGUGGCAGCUGAGUUCAAUUUAUCUGUCACAGCUUACGCAACUCGCAUCACUGAGUCCCAUCACAACCUUAACUCGCUCCAUGGAACCUCUGACAAUCCUCGUUUUCACCUCAGAUGGUUUACUCCUGUUACUGAGAUAGAGCUCUGUGGCCAUGCUACCUUAGCUUCUGCUCACACACUGUUUUCAUCUGGUUUGGUGGAUACUGAUGUUGUUGAAUUUGUGACGCUUUCUGGAGUAUUGACUGCAAAAAAGAUCCCAGUGAUCAAUAUCACCAGUGACUCAGACUUGCUAAAGGGUGAAGCUAAGGAUGGGUUUUAUAUUGAAGUGAAUUUCCCUGUUGAUCCUGUUAUAGAAUUCAACUUUGAGGAGACUUCCCAAAUUUCUGGUGCAUUGAAUGGUGCUUCCAUAAUUGACAUAAAGAAGACAAAAGAUGGAGAUGACUUAUUUGUUGUGGUCGAAUCUGGAAGUGCUGUCGAAGAACUACAGCCACAACUUGAUGCAAUAGUUAAAUGUCCUGGAAGGGGGAUAAUUGUUUCUGCGAUUGCCCCUCCUGGCUCAGGGUUUGACUUCUGUAGUAGGUUCUUCUGCCCAAAAUAUGGAGUCAAUGAGGAUCCUGUUUGUGGGGGUGCUCAUUGUGCAUUAGCACCCUACUGGAGCAAGAAGCUAGGGAAGUGUGACUUCAAUGCUUACCAGGCAUCAGCCAGAGGGGGAGUUCUCAAUAUUCAUCUCGAUGAGAAGAACCAAAGAGUGCUUCUGCGUGGAAAGGCAGUUACUGUAAUGGAAGGCUGUGUUCUGGUCUAGUCCUGUUGUUAACAUUGCAGAGUUUGUAAUAGCACCAAUGUUUUCGAUGACACCAAGUACUACACUGUUGCGAUACUUUAUUAUUAUGACACAAUAAUCUUCUGAGUCGUUUUAUGUA